GCUUCUUCAGAAGCAAAUGGCUAUACUGCUGGGAAGACAUCAGAUCUUUUUGGAUUUUGAAAAUAUGGCUAACGGCGAGCAACUUGGUGAACUGAAUUCAAAUGCUCAUCUCUAUGAAUACUUCCAUUCUCUUGCUCGAGAACUGGAUAUCAUGGAACCUAAAACUCCUGAAGGCAUCUACAAGAGCCACCUGGAACAUAGUCGACCAUUCGGAAACACUGCAGCGCCGGAUUCAGCACGCAUGAACCUUGCUGCUGCAUUCGUUAAUGGAUUCGUCAAUUGUGGAUUUGGAGUAGACAAAAUGAUGGCUGAAAGCGAAGAUGCCAGCAAAUGGUUCUACAAAAACAAAGAAUAUGGUAUGCUAUCCGCUGCUGCGUCGCAAGGUCUUGUUUGGAGAUGGGACAUUGACUCUGGACUUGGACAGUGCGACAAAUUCUUAUACGUCAAUGACGACUUCAUCAAGGCAGGUACUCUCUUAGCAAUCGGGAUAAUCUCUUCCGGGAUUCAAGAUGCCUGUGAUCCAGCAUCUGCAUUACUUAUCGAUCAUAUCCACUCGGAAAGAGCAGUAAUUCGGGUUGGAUCUGUACUUGGCUUGGGCCUUGCUUACGCUAAUUCAAAAAGGGAAACUGUGGUUAAGAGCGAAGAAGGAGGCGUAAUAUUUGAGCUAAAGAAGGUGCUUACUGAUACAAAACCGUCAGCGACGAGCGAAGUGAAAGGUCUAACAGGCUUAGCUCUUGGUUUGAUCAUGGUUGGGACUGCCGACCAUACUGUAGCAAUGGAGAUGUUGCAAACCUUAAUGGAGCGUAGCGAAUCAGAGCUUAGCGAUCCUAACAUGCGAUUCUUAGCUCUAGGAAUAGCUUUGAUUUUCCUUGGUACACAAGAGAAAAGUGAGGUAUUUGUGGAAUCUUUGAGAUCUUUGCCCGAACCUUUCGGCCCUAUGGUUUCCACACUCGUUGAUGUUUGCGCAUAUGCUGGGACCGGUAAUGUGCUCAAAAUACAGAAGCUUCUGCAUAUGUGCUCGGAACACUAUGAAACUGAGGACAAGAAGAAGAAGAAAGAUGAAAAGUCCAAGAAGGAUCCCAAAGAAAAAGAUAAAGACGCUAAGGUCGAUUUGUCAUCUCAGCAAGCGGUUGCUGUCAUUGGAAUAGGUCUUAUUGCUAUGGGUGAAGAUGUUGGAUCUCAGAUGGCUCUAAGGAUGUUUGGACAUCUAAUCAGAUAUGGUGAGCCAGUAAUCCGACGAGCCGUGCCUCUGGCGUUGGCCUUGAUAUCAGUGUCUAAUCCUCAACUCAAUAUUCUGGAAACAUUGAGCAAAUUUUCGCACGAUGCCGAUGCUGAUACUGCUCAUAACGCCAUAUUUGCCAUGGGAUUGGUUGGUGCCGGUACAAAUAACGCACGAUUAGUAGCAAUGCUGAGGUCAUUAGCGAGCUAUCAUCAUAAGGACCAGGUCUCACUGAUGUUAGUACGGCUUUCACAGGGGCUUACCCAUCUGGGUAAAGGCACAAUGACCCUGAAUCCGUGGCAUUCU
Molecule: messenger RNA, 1525 nt
Organism: Cylicostephanus goldi
Lineage: Eukaryota; Metazoa; Nematoda; Chromadorea; Rhabditida; Strongylidae
Source: the annotation of a GenBank genome assembly